Messenger RNA from Adineta ricciae, 1242 nucleotides. The record is from the annotation of a GenBank genome assembly. NCBI's taxonomy places the organism in Eukaryota, Metazoa, Rotifera, Eurotatoria, Adinetida, Adinetidae.
AUGGGUGGAAUAUUGCAUCGCUCAGCAGCCCGACGAGAUGAUGAAAAGAUAAAGAACAAAAAAGAUAAACGGAAACGACAGCGAGAAGAAAAUCCAGACUCAGACAUUGGUUUUAACCAGAAUAAUUUCCCGAUCACAAAUAUCGAUGAAAAUCAAGAUCCUAAUCUCGAUUUUACGAAAUCGUACGAUCUAUGGAACAGUGACUACGAUAACAAAUUCACAAUGAAUAUCAAUGAUCCACCUGGUGCACCACGUAGUUAUUCACCAAGUCAGAAUGAGAUGAUGUUUCAACAGUGGCCACAUUCUGUCGACAUGAAUAAUCCAUUCUAUCCAGGCAACAUGUUUCCAUCAGUUCAACCGUUCAAUAUUGCCUAUGAUCCCAAUCAUCAACUUCAACCUCAGAUAUCGACCACAAUAGGUGACAAUUCUCCGAAAAUUAAAGCCGGAGAACGAUCACCAAAACGAGUGCAUUUCGCUCCUACACCCUCAUCUCAACCUGCCGAGCCCAUCCCUACAAAACCCUUGACAAAUACACAAUCCUGGCAUGAACCACGUUCUAUGACUUCUGCUCCAUCACGUAGUGCAUCGCAAAUAAAACCUGAACGAUUAUCAAAUCGAUCAUCUGUACCCCGAUCAUCGACGAAUUCGCGUAAAUCAGCUCCAGCACAAACACCUGUACAAAAACCUAUCUAUGUUGGAAUCGAUCAUCAAGCGACAUUAAUCGAACGAAGUAAACGCCUUGUUAACAAACGUCAACGCCCGAAUUUAGACGAAAAUUCUCCCGAGAAAUUAACCGUACCAAACAAUCAUCAGUCAUCACGUUCUCAUCCGCAUAAACAUCGUAAACCAACUGAUUCUCCACGCUCUGAUCACGAAACAAUGCUUAACAAAUACUUCGAAACUUUACAGCCGAAAGUAUCUCUCAUUCAACGUCAAACAGCACAAUCUACGUCGAUAAAUAAGUUCACACCGAAGAUCGAUCAGAUAACGUUUCGUCCCAACGAUAUCAAAUUAACAAAAUCUAAACGUGCUCGUCGACAACAAUCAGCAAUUAAUACAGAAAUACAACCGGUGAAAAGUCAGGAAAAUCAUCGUCAACGUCCUCCAAGUGGAUCACCUCUUGUCAUGCAUAGUGACUCAUCGAAACGCCGUAUCGAACAUUCGCAUUCAAGCACAGCUGUCAUGCGAGUUUCUCUGUCGAAGAACAGUCAACAACCAAGUUUUACUCGUGUACGAAUGUAA